Vavraia culicis subsp. floridensis is the source of this 306-nucleotide messenger RNA. RefSeq lists its product as uncharacterized. The record is from RefSeq and is a predicted model, not a curated record. The transcript has a single exon. Bases 1 to 306 code for a protein of 101 amino acids. NCBI's taxonomy places the organism in Eukaryota, Fungi, Microsporidia, Pleistophoridae.
AUGCCCACUACUGAGCUGACUCCUUGUCGAGAAGCAGUAAUGAUCCAUCCCCAUCGACACAAUGCAUUUGACCCUCAAUAUGAACAAUACCUGGUAUUAGAGAGAGCUGACAAUGAUGUAAGCCCUGAUACAGUAAAGAAUUGUUGUGAUGUACGUGCUAGCCCCCUCUUUGUGAAAGCGUUGAGGAGAGCAAUUGUAAUGCAGGGAAAGUGGCAUCUUCUGCACAUGGUAUGUACGGAUGCUGCUAAGACGACCAGUGGUUUGUCACUCGAACCGGUCAUAAUUACGAGAUUGAUUGAUAGGUAG